AUGGAGCUUCAAACCCAGACCUUGCUUUUACUAGUCACACUAACCAUUCUCAUCACCCGCUUCUUUCUGAACCGCCACGGUAAAAGAAACCAACCACCCGGUCCAACCGGGCUCCCCAUAAUCGGAAACCUCCACCAGCUGGGCCCAAAACCCCACUGCUCCCUCUCCUCACUGGCCCAAACAUACGGCCCAAUCAUGUCCCUCCGCUUCGGCUCUGUCACCGUGGCCGUCGCUUCAUCCCCCGCCACGGCCCAAGAAAUCCUCCAAAAGAACGACCAAGCCUUCGCCAACCGCCCCAUUCCCGAAUCCGUAGCGGCCCAGCCUAACGUCGGUGACACCCUUGCGUGGGCCCCCGCGGACCCACGGUGGCGCAACCGGCGUCGCAUCUGCACCACCCAGAUUUUCACCAAUCAACGCCUGGACCUCCUCCAACACUUGCGGGAGCGCAAAGUGCAGGAACUGAUUGAACACCUUGAGAAGCAAGCUUCGAAACGAAACGUAGUUAACAUUGGAGAGCUUGCGUUCGCGACGAUGCUGAACCUUGUGUCGAACACGGUGUUUUCGGAGGACAUGGUGGAUCCUGAGUUCGAGAGUGCGGGGGAGUUGAAGGAACUGGUGUGGAGGAUCAUGGAGGAUGCUGGGAAGGUUAACCUUUCGGACUAUUUUCCGGUGCUGAAGAGGUUUGAUUUGCAGGGCGUGAGGAGACACGUGGCUGUUUCUUACGUGAGGUUGCAUGAAAUUUUUGAUGACAUGAUUCAGAAACGUGUGAGGGAUAGAGAGAGUUCGCGUGGCGGUGGCGCCAACGGUGAUUUCUUGGACGUGUUGCUCGAUCAUUGUCAACAAGGGGACGCUCCUGAUUUCACCGUUCAAAGCAUUAAGCCAUUGAUUCUGGAUUUGUUUAUAGCGGGAAGUGACACUUCAGGAUCAACAACAGAAUGGGCAAUGGCAGAGCUUCUACGCAACCCAGAAGUAAUGCAAAAAGCAAGAAAUGAACUGAAUCAAGUAAUUGGCAGUGGCACCUCCAAUGAAGUAAAAGAAUCGGAUAUCCCUAGACUUGCAUAUAUUCAAGCAAUAGUGAAAGAAACUCUUCGGCUUCAUCCACCUGUACCCCUUCUCUUGCCCUAUGUGGCAGGAUAUGAUGUUGAAGUAAGUGGGUACACUAUUCACAAAGGACACCAAGUUCUAAUAAAUGCAUGGUCUAUUGGUAGAAACCCCGAGUUUUGGGAUGACCCAUUGUUGUUUAAGCCUGAAAGGUUUCUCAGGUCCAAUGUAGAUUUCAAAGGCAGGGAUUUCGAGUAUUUGCCUUUUGGUGGUGGUAGGAGAAUUUGCCCUGGUUUGCCACUUGCUAAUAGAAUGAUUACUUUAAUGUUGGCUGCGUUUGUUCACUCUUUUGAGUGGGAGCUUCCUCAGGGUGUUACUCCUCAAACGCUUGACAUGAGUGAACAGUAUGGCAUAACGUUGAAGAAGCUUGCUCCUCUUUGUGCUAUUCCAAUAUCAGUGUAA
Messenger RNA from Abrus precatorius (Indian licorice), 1503 nucleotides. RefSeq names its product geraniol 8-hydroxylase-like. The record is from RefSeq and is a predicted model, not a curated record. NCBI's taxonomy places the organism in Eukaryota, Viridiplantae, Streptophyta, Magnoliopsida, Fabales, Fabaceae. Gene Ontology annotation, molecular function: oxidoreductase activity, acting on paired donors, with incorporation or reduction of molecular oxygen; iron ion binding; heme binding. The transcript is spliced from 2 exons. The coding region runs from base 1 to 1503 and encodes 500 amino acids.